AUGAUGCUGUUCAAACGGAUAUGUCUAGUGGCUUUGCUGGCAGCCCUCGCGUCUUCCUCCAUAAUCGAACGAGCUACCGUAGAUACGCUACCCCUCCUGACUGCAAUAUCCAAGGAUCCAGAACUUUCUACUUUCUACAGCCUUAUCAACAGUACGGGAGGUACUGGCGGUAUUCCUGGCCCGCCGUUCGAAGAGCGCUUCAAUAUCCUCGCGGAUGGACGGAAGUACACGGCUUUUGCACCUAUCAAUUCUGCAUUUGAGGCGCUGCAACCGGGACUAGCAGCAGCUUUGACCGCACCUGCAUCAUAUGUGCUCCUCGAAGCCAUUCUGAGGACUCACAUCGCAGAAGGAUUAGUGACAACAGAGGAAGUCCGCAAUUCGGAAAAGCCCGUUAUAAGCAUCGAAGGCAUACCUCUCAAGUUUGCGUCUGAGGGUAACACCAUCACAAUCAACAACCAAGCCAAACUAGUUUCUGCGCAUGGCACUACUGUUGGAAACGGAGCAAUCUUUAAAAUCACCUCAAUAAUCGACCCCUUGGUAUCGAUCUUCGGAACCGAUGUGAACAAGAACGGAUCUGCCAUCGCAUCCGCUAGACGUCGACAAGCCAAAAAAAUCUUAGAGUACGAGUUGCGACCCUCGGGAACUAUCGCAUCGGUCCUAUCUUCUUUGCCAGACCUCUCGACAUACGUAGAUCUCUUGAACGCAACAUCCCCGGCUUUCUUCAACUUUCUAGACUCAUCUCUGCCUGCUGGCAAGUACAUCUCCAUCUUCGCCCCGAGCAACGCGGCUCUUGCGGCUGUCGGGCAAGGUGCCAAGGCUAUUCAACCUAGCAAUCAGCCAUUUACUUCGUACUUGCUUGAGUAUCCAUUCAUAGAUACGACGUUGGUUGGUAGUGAAAAGUCGAUUGUUGGGUUUCCGGCGGCUGUGAGAAGAGAUGGCGAUGGGGCUGUUACGAGUGUGAAUAAUGCGGCUGUGAAGGGAGAGCCGAAGUGCAUGGGAAAUGCGUGCGUCUAUGUUAUUGACAGGUGGUUGGAUCCUGUUUUUGGGUUGUUGUAAAGAAAUAAUAUACGGGGGUGUUUUUUUUGGAGUUCGAAUGGGU
This is a messenger RNA of Bipolaris sorokiniana ND90Pr, 1099 nucleotides long. RefSeq lists its product as uncharacterized. Bases 1 to 1056 code for a protein of 351 amino acids. The record is from RefSeq and is a predicted model, not a curated record. Gene Ontology annotation, cellular component: fungal-type vacuole membrane. Gene Ontology annotation, biological process: macroautophagy. The transcript is spliced from 2 exons. NCBI's taxonomy places the organism in Eukaryota, Fungi, Ascomycota, Dothideomycetes, Pleosporales, Pleosporaceae.